This is a messenger RNA of Melopsittacus undulatus (budgerigar), 3374 nucleotides long. It is a transcript of the gene ATL1, whose product is annotated as atlastin GTPase 1. Gene Ontology annotation, biological process: protein homooligomerization; endoplasmic reticulum organization. The record is from RefSeq and is a predicted model, not a curated record. Gene Ontology annotation, molecular function: GTP binding; GTPase activity. The transcript is spliced from 13 exons. NCBI's taxonomy places the organism in Eukaryota, Metazoa, Chordata, Aves, Psittaciformes, Psittaculidae. The coding region runs from base 92 to 1753 and encodes 553 amino acids.
GCCCCGCGCCACCGCGGCAGACGCAGCGCGGCUCGGAGCGCGCACGGAGCCUCCCGCAGCCGCCGCGGCCCGGGCAGCCCCGCACCCCGCCAUGGCCCGGAACCGCCGGGAGAGGAGCAGCUGGGGUAGUUUUGCAGAGAAGACUUAUGAAUGGAGCUCAGAGGAGGAGGAGUCUGUGAGGAAGGCAGGACCAGUGCAAGUCCUCAUUGUCAAAGAUGACCAUUCCUUUGAACUGGAUGAAGCCGCGCUGAACCGCAUCCUCCUCUCAGAGGCUGUCAGAGAUAAAGAGGUUGUGGCUGUGUCUGUCGCUGGAGCUUUUAGAAAAGGAAAAUCAUUCCUAAUGGACUUCAUGCUGCGGUACAUGUACAAUAAGGAAGCAGUGGACUGGGUCGGAGAUUACAACGAGCCUCUGACUGGUUUCUCCUGGAGGGGAGGGUCUGAGCGGGAGACAACCGGCAUUCAGAUAUGGAGUGAAGUUUUCCUGGUGGACAAACCUGAUGGUAAAAAGGUUGCAGUGUUGCUGAUGGAUACACAGGGGACCUUUGAUAGCCAGUCCACCUUGCGGGAUUCGGCCACUGUGUUUGCCCUAAGCACAAUGAUCAGCUCAAUACAGGUUUAUAACUUGUCCCAGAAUGUGCAGGAGGAUGAUCUGCAGCACUUGCAGCUUUUCACCGAGUAUGGCCGGCUGGCCAUGGAGGAGACAUUCCUGAAACCUUUCCAGUCCCUUAUAUUCCUUGUUCGUGACUGGAGCUUCCCUUAUGAAUUUUCCUAUGGAUCUGAUGGUGGUGCAAGAUUUUUGGAGAAGCGGCUGAAGGUCUCAGGAAAUCAGCAUGAAGAGCUUCAGAAUGUCAGAAAACACAUCCAUUCCUGCUUCACCAAAAUCUCCUGCUUCCUCUUGCCUCACCCAGGCCUGAAAGUUGCCACCAACCCUAAUUUUGAUGGAAAACUGAAAGAAAUAGAUGAUGAGUUCAUUAAGAACUUGAAGGUUUUGAUUCCCUGGCUUCUUAGUCCUGAGAACCUGGAUGUUAAGGAGAUCAAUGGAAACCAUAUCACCUGCCGAGGCCUUGUGGAGUAUUUUAAGGCGUACAUAAAGAUCUACCAAGGGGAAGAAUUGCCACACCCAAAGUCAAUGCUGCAGGCCACAGCAGAAGCCAACAAUUUAGCAGCAGUUGCCACUGCCAAAGACACGUACAGCAGGAGUAUGGAAGAGGUCUGUGGUGGGGACAAGCCUUUCCUUGCACCUAGCGACCUCCAGACCAAACACAUGGAGCUGAAGGAGGAGGCUGUGAAGCUAUUUCGUGGAGUGAAGAAGAUGGGUGGGGAGGAGUUCAGCCGUCGCUACCUCCAGCAGCUGGAGAAUGAGAUAGAUGAGCUCUACAUCCAGUACAUCAAGCACAAUGACAGCAAGAACAUCUUCCACGCUGCCCGCACCCCCGCCACACUCUUUGUGGUCAUCUUCAUCACUUACGUGAUAGCUGGAGUGACCGGCUUCAUUGGCUUGGACAUCAUAGCCAGUCUGUGCAACAUGAUCAUGGGCUUGACACUUAUCACACUGUGUACCUGGGCAUAUAUCAGAUACUCUGGGGAGUACAGAGAACUGGGCGCAGUAAUAGACCAAGUGGCUGCAGCGUUAUGGGACCAGGCUCUGUACAAGCUGUACAGCGCGGCAGCGACGCACAGGCACCUCUACCACCACGCCUUCCCUGCACAGAAAGCAGAGCCCACAGAGGGCUCGGAGAGGAAGAAGGUGUAACCCCAGCGCGUUCCUGUCAAUGCAUGGAGGCACGGAAACCUCAUCCUCAGUCCAGCAACUCUCAUCCUCAUGUCCCUCACAAGCUCCUGCUGCAGAAGAGCGUGAGUGGAGAACACAUCUUGUGCAAGGUGGUUUGGUGCCGUGUGUGACAGGAUGACCUCGGCAUGUUUUUCAUUUUGUUCAUAUGUACAUGUUGGUACUGCCGCAACUACAAAGUGCUUUUAAUUUGUAAUAGCCAGCAUACUCCCCAGCUCAUUACAAAGCCUUAUUUUCCCCUUAAUUCGUUACAAAGUCACUAAAACCUCAUAAGUUACAUGAUACUGCAACUAAAACUGUUUCAGACCUUAGCUUAUUCAAAAGCCAACUUAUUUUCAGAUACUUGAACAAGUUAUAACAUGUAACCAAGUUUUUUCUUCCAUUAACUGUUUAAUUAUAAAAACAAAAAUGUAUUAACUCGCUUUAUCAGAAGCAGUAAGGGCACUUCUGCUACAGUAUGUUAACAGUUUGGUAGGGAAAGCAUACUUUUCUGUUGGUAACCGAUGCACAAAGCACCACGUUGUAGAUGUACUGAGAACAUUUUGCUGUAUUUCUGUAUAUACAUUCAUUAUUGCGCAUCGGAAGUGUGUUCAACAGUUCUAUUCUUUUAUCGUCAGAGCUAUUAAAGUUUGCUGUCAGUUCCUAAGACUGUGGUGGUUCAGGAAGCAGGUGUUAACUAAUGAGGUGAGAGCUUCUUUUCUUGGGUUCCUCACAUUCUUGGUUUCCUUUUUGGUGCUUUUAAUGGUGAGUUGGUAUUUGGAACACACUCCUGGCCUGCCUCUGGCCCAGGGGUGACUGACCGCUGGAAGGUGCUUCUCUCACAAACAAGUUAAAGCCAGGUUUUACAAGUCUUGGGAAUAACCAAGUCUCCAGCUGUUAGCAGAGGAAAAGCUUCUCAGGUGAAGCCAAGCUGAAGGAAGGGUUGCUGCUGAGGUCCACAGCCCCAGCUGCCCUUCACCUCUCUGUCCUGAUGUGAGGGACCUUAUUGUUGACUCAGCACAGCCAAGCUUGGAGCCUCCGAAUGCUAUAUGGCUUCAGAGAGCCUGAGCUUCUGCCGGUCACCAUCCUGAUCAGAUCCUUGCUCUGCUUGUACAGUUUGACAUUCUAAAAGGCAAAACAAAAGAGGUGUACAACCCUCCAUUCACUGAACAAAACAAUUUUUAUUGAGUUAAUAGGAUUUACAAGAAAUGUUGGGGGAUUUUUUUGUCUGCAACAAUGUUUAUUGCACUAAUAAGAAUCCAUAAAUAACAUUUCAGGACAAUCAAUGAACCAAAUGAAGAUACUGGAGAGGCUGACUGUACAAUUAAAAUUUUUCCCCAAGUAAGGAAGUGUUACUACAAGACUAAAGCUCGCUUAAAAGUGAUUUUGUGUCACAGUGUAGCACAGCUGGUCAGACAGUGCUGUUACCUUCCCAUGUGACUGGGUAGCAUUUCACAAAACACAGUUCAGCUUGGAUUUAAAAACUAGGGAACAGUUUGCUUGGAGACCUUGGUCUUCAGGAAGGAAUUCCAUCUGUAAUUUCUGUGAAAACUAGUAGUAAAUCCAAAGUAGUAAUGCGCUGAAGUAAAAAAUAAGGCAACUUGGA